GUGGACUGGAGGUUAUUAGUGGACUGAAGGCUGCAGGGCCGCUCCUAUAACCAGGAAUGACCCACAUUCCCUGCUGUUGCAAGAUGUUGGAUCUCUUUGUUUGAUGAGCGUCAGUUAUCAGUUAGAAUACAAAGUAGUCAGAACAUCCAACAUCCAGGAGCACAGGCGUGAGUACGAUAUUGUGGGAACACAUUUUAUAAUCAGCACAGUGUUCUUAUUGUGUUCUUACUCUGUCCCCACUACACCUACGCCCUUGACUAUAUCAACAUAAUUACAACAUGGAGACAGUGUCAUCAUUCAUCAUCAUUCAUGCCUGUCUGUUUGUUUGCCUGGGCGUCUCUCAGUCUGUCCGCCAGCCCAUUGGUGUUUCGACAAGCAACAGCAGCAGUAACUGUGACCGUGCACUGUGGAGUUCUACGGUGCGCUACGGCCACGGCCCUCAGGUGUCAAGGGUGCACUGCUGAUCUGUCACUCUCCGUCACAAACCGUUUUGCUGACCACACCCAGACGUUUUCCACGACAGGCGUCUACUUGUAGUGGACGCAGCACCUUUCCUGGUCUGCUCUCCUUUAAGCUUGUUUGUUGUCCCAUCUAAAGCGUUGUGCUAGUGUUCACAGUGCUGUCGCACGCAGCACAAACCCUCAGAUAGGAGAUGUGUAAAGGACAGAAUGAGCUCCUGGUGAGCCUGUGGUGAGUGACGGCGAGUUGAUGUUGAGUGUGUGGCUGACCGACUCAUCAUCAAAGGCGGGAAGGUUGUUAAUGACGACCAGUCUUUCUACGCAGACAUUUAUGUCGAGGAUGGCAUCAUCAAGCAGAUCGGUGAGAACCUGAUAGUUCCAGGAGGGGUGAAGACAGUGGAUGCCUAUGGACACAUGGUGAUACCCGGGGGCAUCGAUGUCAACACCAGCCUCCAGGCGCCACAGCUGGGCAUGUGCCCCGCGGACGACUUCUACCACGGGACCAGGGCAGCUCUGGCUGGGGGCACCACCAUGAUCAUUGACCAUGUGGUCCCUGAGCCAGGGGCCAGCCUCCUGGGGGCGUACGACCAGUGGAGGGACCUAGGCGAUCGGAGGUCCUGUUGUGACUACUCCCUGCACAUGGACAUCACACGCUGGCAUGAUGGACUGUUUGAGGAGCUGGAGAGCCUGGUCAAGGAUAAAGGAGUCAAUUCCUUCUUGAUCUUCAUGUCUUACAAGGACAAAUUCCAAAGCUCUGAUAGCCAGAUGUAUGAGAUGUUCAGCAUCAUUAGAGACCUGGGUGCCAUCGCUCAGGUCCAUGCAGAGAACGGCGAUAUCAUUGAUGAGGAGCAGAAGCGACUGCUGGAGCUCGGGAUCACUGGACCUGAGGGACAUGUGCUGUGUCACCCAGAGGAGGUGGAGACAGAGGCUGUGUACCGGGCCAUCACCAUUGCUAAGCAGGCCAACUGUCCACUCUACAUCACCAAGGUGAUGAGCAAGUCCGCCGCGGACGUCAUCGCCAAGGCCAGGAAGAAGGGCAUGGUGGUCUAUGGUGAGCCAAUCACAGCCAGCCUUGGGACAGACGGAUCACACCAUUGGAGUAAAAACUGGGCUAAGGCUGCAGCGUUUGUCAUGUCCCCGCCCAUCAACCCAGACCCCAGCACCCCUGAAUACCUCAGCUCCCUGCUGUCUUGUGGAGACCUUCAGGUGACGGCCAGCGGCAACAGCACUUUCUCCACGGCCCAGAAGGCUGUUGGGAAAGACAACUUCACCCUCAUUCCAGAGGGUACAAACGGCAUCGAGGAGAGGCUUGCUGUUGUCUGGGAGAAGGCUGUGGCGACAGGCAAGAUGGAUGAAAAUGAGUUUGUCGCAGUCACAAGCACCAAUGCUGCCAAGCUGUUUAACCUGUACCCUCGUAAAGGAAGAAUUGCUGUGGGGUCAGAUGCUGACAUCGUCAUCUGGAACCCCAAGGAGACAAGAACCCUCUCAGCAACAACCCAUACAUUGACAGUGGAGAUCAACAUCUUCGAGGGCAUGGAGGUGCGGGGAGCACCGGUGGUGGUGAUCAGCCAGGGGAAGAUAGUUCUGGAGGACGGGAAGCUGGACGUUACUGAAGGCUCUGGACGCUUCGUGCCCAGGAAGGCCUACCCCGACUAUGUCUACAAAAGGAUCAAAGCACGCAGCCGGAUGGCUGAUGCCCGCGGUGUCCCACGCGGGAACUACGAUGGGCCGGUCCACGAUGUCAUCAGCAUGACCAAGUCGGUGCCGGCCACUCCCACCAGCAGAAUGCCCCAGUUUCCCGGGAAGGGCCCCCUCGGCCCCGCCAGGAACCUGCACCAGUCUGGCUUCACUCUGUCCGGUAUGGGAACACAGAUAGACGACCACAUCCCCAGGCGCUCGGCACAGAGGAUUGUGGCGCCACCCGGUGGCCGCACCAAUAUUACAACCCUUUCGUGAGUCCGCCCUUCUGCGGUGGGAAGACCAAGCAACUACUGUAGCAACAACCAACGACAUCAUCCGCUAACAAAUCCCACCCGGUUCCCAGAACACAACGCUACAGUGAACCUUUAACCGAGUAGUCUUCUUCUCAGAUACGACAGUCAGUGUAUACAACUUAGAAAUACAAUUACCAACUGCAAUUGCCAGUAAGUAAACAUUUCUAUGGUCUGUACACCCAGUGGUUUUCUCGUUAAGCUGUUCAUUAUCAAUGCCUCAGUUAAUUCCCAUGUGAGAUCUCCAUAGCAUGCACCUUAGACAGACUUGUUACCCACCCCGUCAGAACACUGACCAUUUCUUCUAUGCUCAGCUUCAGUAUAAGCCUCACUUACAUGGUGAUAAAUGAGUAGUAAAUGAAAGUAGUCUCCGCGGACCACCGAAUGCCUCUCAGCUGUCACUCCCUCUCAUCUUAGUGCCGUCCGCCAGCUUCUUAGAAACGCCUGCGGGUUGUGUCCGGCGUGGAACCACGUCCCCUACACUGUGCCCUCCAUUUAACCAGGGCCCUGGUAGAACAUAGGGCCCUGGGCGAAAGGUAGGGCCUUAGUCUAGGGAAUGGAGUGCCAGUACGGACAAGGCCUCUUGACCUCUGCUGUUGUUUAGUCAUUGUUGUACUUAAGACUUCAUCGGACCCCAUUGCACUGUUAAAUCUUCCCUCCUCUUCAUCGAUACUCAUUACAAAAGUAAAACAAGUGGUUCUUUAACCUCAAACUGUAGGGACAGUCCUCUGGUCACACCUGUAUGUCUUACUGUGAUAGAGUCCAGAUGUUAGCUAAAAAUACAUUUUAGCCCAUGAUAGUGUUGCUACCUUUGCCUUUAUGUUUUUUUCGGUCAGUAAGACCUUCAUAAAGCCCUUACUGGUACUGUUUUUGACCUUGUACCACAGCCAUUUCCACUGUAACUGUGUGACUUUGAUAUUUUUGUAUAUAAAAACAGAACACCUGGUGCUUUGAAACACUAGCCUGCUUAAGCCAGGCUGAAUGCUGCACACCCUUGGUGAGAGCAUAUCAACUGGGAAGCCAGGCUACUGAAACUCCGCGUAAGGAAUCAUCAAGCUGUGAAGAACAAAAAUAUGAAGUUUUAAACCUGACACAAAUGUGUAAUUAUUUGUAUUUUAUUUGAUACCUUUCCUUUCUCUUUGUAGACUCUGUUUGUACUUCUAAAUUUUUAUGGUUGAGUACGUAGCUCAAAUACAGGAACAACUUUCAUGUUGUUGUAAUUCAGCUCUGUUCUUCAACAGUGUUAUAACUCAGUCUAAAGCACUUUGCAUUUGUUCACAGUGGUCAGUUAAAGAUGGCAAAGGUUCAAAAAGGUAAAUUAAGGGUCUUUUUUCUACUGUGUCUCUGUGUCCAGUGUAAAUAUGAUUUGUGUCCCGCAAGCCGCAUGGUACUUUAAGCAUGACCUGAAUAAAGUUUGAUGGGGAGAAGUGUCAUUUG
Molecule: messenger RNA, 3886 nt
Organism: Esox lucius (northern pike)
Lineage: Eukaryota; Metazoa; Chordata; Actinopteri; Esociformes; Esocidae
Gene: dpysl4
Product: dihydropyrimidinase like 4
Exons: 14
Coding region: 873-2414 (513 amino acids)
Cellular component (GO): cytosol; cytoplasm
Molecular function (GO): hydrolase activity, acting on carbon-nitrogen (but not peptide) bonds, in cyclic amides
Source: RefSeq, a predicted model, not a curated record